AUGAAUGCAUCAGCUACCUUGCAGGAGGAUAACGGCAUCUGUGGAAGCGAUUCGGACUCCAAUCCCGACGACUCAACCGACUACUACCAGCCGAUUUCCUCCGUCGACCACAACGGCGGCGAAGACUCAGACGACGGCGGCGGAGGAGAUUUCUCCGAUCAAGAUCCCAACUCUACUUUCCAUCAACAACCGAAUGGCUGGGUGGAGAACGGAGUAUCAUCGCUUGAUAUAAUAAGCGAUGAGGACGCCGAUGAAGAUGUGGAGAAGGAGGUCGAGGAGGCCACCGAAUCGGAGAGGGCGAUAGAGCGAGCUUUCAGAGAGGACGAGGCGCGGCGGAACGCUCCUCUGACGGCGGAGAACUCCGGCAGGGUGAUGGACGCGAUGCGUCGGAUCUCGUUCGGCGGCGGCGCUCCGGACUGGACGGGUCAGAUCCCCGAAGAUCAGUGGAUCGAUCGGCUACGGAGGUUGCGGCCGCCGUCCUCCGCCACUUCUGCACCAUUUGAUCACUGA
This is a messenger RNA of Salvia miltiorrhiza (redroot sage), 510 nucleotides long. RefSeq lists its product as uncharacterized. Lineage: Eukaryota; Viridiplantae; Streptophyta; Magnoliopsida; Lamiales; Lamiaceae. The coding region runs from base 1 to 510 and encodes 169 amino acids. The record is from RefSeq and is a predicted model, not a curated record. The transcript has a single exon.